Quercus lobata is the source of this 593-nucleotide messenger RNA. Its product is annotated as 4-hydroxy-3-methylbut-2-enyl diphosphate reductase, chloroplastic-like. The transcript is spliced from 6 exons. The record is from RefSeq and is a predicted model, not a curated record. The coding region runs from base 90 to 593 and encodes 167 amino acids. Gene Ontology annotation, biological process: isopentenyl diphosphate biosynthetic process, methylerythritol phosphate pathway; dimethylallyl diphosphate biosynthetic process. Lineage: Eukaryota; Viridiplantae; Streptophyta; Magnoliopsida; Fagales; Fagaceae. Gene Ontology annotation, molecular function: 4-hydroxy-3-methylbut-2-enyl diphosphate reductase activity; metal ion binding.
AUUACACAUCAAUCAUUCAUGGUAAAUAUGCUCAUGAGGAAACUGUAGCAACUGUAUCUUUUGCUGGGAAGUAUGUUAUUGUCAAGAAUAUGACAGAAGCAAUGUAUGUGUGUGACUACAUUCUUGGGGGUGAACUUAAUGGAUCAAGCUCAACCAAAGAGGAAUUUCUAAAGAAAUUUAAAUAUGCAGUUUCAAAGGAGUUUGAUCCAGAUAGUGACCUGGUAAAGCUUGGCAUUGCAAAUCAGACAACAAUGCUCAAGGGAGAAACAGAAGAGAUUGGUAAAUUAGUAGAAAGGACAAUGAUGCGCAAGUAUGGAGUGGAAAAUGUUAAUGAGCACUUCUUAAGCUUCAAUACCAUUUGUGAUGCUACUCAAGAGCGCCAAGAUGCAAUGUACAAGCUGGUAGAGGAAAAUUUAGAUCUAAUGUUGGUGAUUGGUGGGUGGAACUCAAGCAGUACCUCGCACCUACAAGAGAUUGCAGAAGAAAGUGGAAUCCCCUCAUACUGGAUUGACAGUGAGAAGAGAAUAGGUCCUGGCAACAAAAUCGCAUAUAAGCUUAAUCAUGGGGAGUUGGUUGAGAAAGAAAACCUAUGA